CUUAUUACAUUAGUCAAUCAACAUUCUUCAUUCCUCUCUCUCUCUCACGCGCACACACACAAAAUGCAGAAAUGGCCGAAGAAGAGAACACAGUAUCCUCUAAUUGCACUUGUCUUCUUCGUCUUUAUAGUUUUCUCUAUCCUCUAUAAUGAAAGUAACAUUCAAGAAAUUCAUUCCAAACACACCCUCCCAAGAACUCCUCCAGUGCCUUUGGAUAAAUCGAGUGCUUGCCAGUCUACUGUGAAGUAUAGUGGAAAGAGAGCUGAAUGGGAUAGCUUCAAACCGGAGAUUACUGGCCGGAGAGAAAUGCCGGAGACGUGUGAUUAUUUUUCAGGGGAAUGGGUGUUUGAUAAUAGUUCAUAUCCACUGUAUAAGGAUUCUGAUUGUCCUUAUAUGUCUGAUCAAUUGGCGUGCCACAAGCAUGGUCGGCAAGAUCUGGAUUACCAGUACUGGAGAUGGCAACCUCACCACUGCAAUUUGAAGAGGUGGAAUGUGACUGAAAUGUGGGAGAAAUUAAGAGGGAAAAGACUAAUGUUUGUGGGAGACUCACUGAAUAGAGGACAGUGGAUAUCGAUGGUGUGUCUUUUGCAAUCUGUUAUUCCAGCUGAGAAGAAGUUCAUGACACCACAGGCUCACCUUUCAAUAUUUAGAGCAGAGGAUUACAACGCCAGCAUAGAGUUCCUUUGGGCGCCACUUCUUGUCGAAUCAAAUUCUGAUGAUCCUGUUGAUCACAGACUGCCUGAGCGAAUACUGCGUCCUGAUUCACUUCUUAGGCAUUCAUCAGAGUGGAUGCACGCUGAUAUAUUAGUCUUUAAUUCAUAUCUUUGGUGGAGACAGGGCCCUGUUAAGUUAUUAUGGAGUAGUGAAGAAAAAGGAGUUUGUGAGGAAAUAGAUGGGUUGGGAGGCAUGGAGUUAGCUAUGGAAGCCUGGGCAAAGUGGGUGGAUUCCAAUGUUGAUCGCGUGAAGAAGGUCUUUUUUGUCACUAUGUCCCCUACACAUUUCACGAAACAAGAAUGGGAACCAGGAAGCGAAGGAAACUGCUACGAUGAGAAGCUUCCAAUAAAGAAUGGAACAUACUGGGGUAUAGAUUCUGACUUUCCCACAAUGCAGAUGGUUGAAAGGAUCCUGGCCAAGUUGGGCUCAAAGGUUAAUGUUCUCAACAUUACUCAGCUAUCAGAAUACAGGAAAGACGGCCACCCUUCCAUAUAUCGUAAGUUUUGGGAGACGCUGACUCCUGAGAAACUAGCAGAUCCUGCAAGUUACUCGGAUUGCAUCCAUUGGUGCUUGCCAGGCGUUCCUGAUGUAUGGAACGAGUUGCUAUUUCAAUUUUUGUGAAAAGAACAGGUGCACUUUGUAAGUAAUCUUUCCACUAUCAUUGGAGAAAAGAAAAGUUCACACCUUGAACGUAAUGUACAUCUCGAAUGAGCACGCCCAUGUUUCUACUGUUAGUAUUAAAGCAAAUUCUUGAACCUCAAGGUAAACCAAUUACAGAGUGAAGGGAUGAUGCUUCUUUCUUUUGAGUUCA
Molecule: messenger RNA, 1525 nt
Organism: Nicotiana tabacum (common tobacco)
Lineage: Eukaryota; Viridiplantae; Streptophyta; Magnoliopsida; Solanales; Solanaceae
Product: protein trichome birefringence-like 35
Cellular component (GO): Golgi apparatus
Molecular function (GO): O-acetyltransferase activity
Source: RefSeq, a predicted model, not a curated record